GCAGCGGCAGCCGCGCAGCCCCGCGGCAUGGAGCGGCGCCGGGGCUGAGCCGGGCGCGCACGGGCCGCCGCAUGUGCGGCGCGGGGAGCGGCUGCGGAGCGCGCGGAGAGCGAGCGCCAGAGGGCCCGUCGGAGCGGCCGCCGGAGCAGCGCCGGAGAUGGGAGAACAGCCUAUCUUCACCACGCGGGCGCACGUCUUCCAGAUCGACCCCAGCACCAAGAAGAACUGGGUGCCUGCAAGCAAGCAGGCGGUCACCGUUUCCUACUUCUACGAUGUCACCAGGAACAGCUAUCGCAUCAUCAGCGUGGAUGGAGCCAAGGUGAUUAUAAACAGCACCAUCACACCCAACAUGACCUUCACCAAGACGUCUCAGAAGUUUGGGCAGUGGGCGGACAGCAGAGCCAACACGGUGUUCGGCCUGGGGUUCUCCUCGGAGCAGCAGCUGACAAAGUUUGCAGAGAAAUUCCAGGAGGUGAAAGAAGCCGCCAGACUAGCCAGAGACAAGUCCCAGGAGAAAACGGAGACUUCGAGCAAUCAUUCCCAAGAAUCUGGGUGUGAAAGCCCGUCUUCUACUCAGGCAUCCAGCGUCAACGGGACGGACGAUGAAAAGGCCUCUCACGUGGGUCCUGCUGACACGCACCUGAAGUCUGAGAACGACAAGCUGAAGAUUGCUUUGACGCAGAGCGCCGCCAACGUGAAGAAGUGGGAGGUGGAGCUGCAGACCCUGCGGGAGAGUAACGCCCGGCUGACGGCAGCGCUUCAGGAGUCGGCCGCCAGCGUGGAGCAGUGGAAGCGCCAGUUCUCCCUGUGCCGUGAGGAGAACGAUCGGCUCCGGAACAAGAUUGACGAGCUGGAGGAGCAGUGCAGCGAGAUAAACAGAGAGAAGGAGAGGAACACGCAGCUGAAGCAGAGGAUCGAGGAGCUGGAGUCCGAAGUGCGGGAGAAGGAGACGGAGUUGAAUGACCUCCGCAAACAAAGUGAAAUCAUACCUCAGCUCAUGUCGGAGUGCGAAUAUGUCUCUGAGAAGUUAGAGGCGGCAGAGAGAGACAAUCAGAACCUGGAGGGCAAGGUGCGGUCCCUCAAGACGGACAUUGAGGAGAGUAAGUACCGCCAGCGCCACCUGAAGGUGGAGCUCAAGAGCUUCCUGGAGGUGCUGGACGCGAAGAUCGACGGCCUGCACGACUUCCGCCGCGGCCUCUCCAAGCUGGGGGCCGACAGCUAGGGGCCGUGGGCCGAGGGCUGGGGCGUCCUCUCGUGUGAGUCGCUCUGUUAGUGCAGGUGUGGUUUGUUGCGCCUCCACACCCGUGGUGCCGUCCACUCUCCCCUCCGGAACACACGCCUCCUCUCGCCUCCCUGACCUCGCGAGGCUGCGGACAUCUGGAAGGUUCUGACUCAGGAAUCCCGCGCUAGGUCUCCCUUAAACGUUUACGUAGUCAGGGCAGGGAUGUUUGUAUCUUUCUUAAGGGCUGUUGCGACCAUACCAACUGAGCAAAGGAUUUUCUAUUACAAAUAGGAACACGCUUUCCACCUCCUUUUUUUGGAAGAACGUUCAGAGCAUUUGAACGUCCACCAGGCACCCGUGCGCGGGGCAUGGGGGUAUUGCCUUCCCUCUCGGUAAGAAUCAAGAUGCUUUAAAGCAGCCGCUUAGUAGAGACUUGUCCGGAGAGAGCAAACAAGUCUGGGGUGGGCUCACAGGCACUGCCUGCACCCACUCUGCCCCCUUCCACCCACCCCCAGUUCGUAGGGUUGCGACAGUGUUCCUUUCCUGGGUUUUAACUUCUGAGCAGAUGACUGUGCUGUGGGGACAGCGUGCAGUGAGGGCGCCUAGCACAGUGCCUGGCACAAAGGUGCUUAAUAAAUAUUUGUUUAACUAAACAGAUAAACAGAACUUAGUGUUUUAAUCGACACCCCCCCCCCCCUUCCCAGCCUCCUGCCAGCAGGGUCCAUUGAAUCCUGUUGAACAAUCCUUCCUUUUGCUGAUCUGGGCGAGUAUCAGAUAGGAAUUUGACUCACUGUGUGUGGUCAAGCUUCUGGAUGGGCUCGGGUGGCCCUGGGGCAGGGCAGGUGGCCACGGAAGCAGCAGGAGCUGGUCUGAGGCCCCCCAGUGGUCCAUUCAUGGUGCUGUGUCCCUGGGCCCUUUUGAACUGGGACGACCCUUCUUCUCCAGGCUUGGGAUGUAGGCCAGGACCCUGUGUGGGGAAAGAGCUCGCCCAAGCCCACGAGGGAGAGUCUGCUCAGCCUGGCUGAGCCGUGACCUUAGCAACAGGGGAGCCCUGCCUGCCUCUCUUCCUGCUAAGGGAGGGACCAGAGACAUUCAGCUCUUCUCUCUUACAGAGUUUCUCGGCGGGGCCAGGGACAUCUGGGUGCCCUGCACGUGCCUUGGCUACAGGCAUUUCGAAAUGCCUUUCGGGAUGUUGGAGGCCUUACUGCCUCCUUGCCUCCCUCUGCCUGCUUUGAGAACCACCAAGAGAGCAUCCCCUUCUAGAAAGAGUUUCUAGAACUACCCCCUGGUGAAUCUGGAUAAACAACAAAACAGCCCGAGGAGGCAGUGGGACACACACACGCACGCACACGCGCACACCCUAUGGUGAGUCCUGCCACCGAGACUGUCUCUGAGCAGAGAGGUCUUAUUUGGGAGGAGGGAAGGCCGGUCGUCUGGAGCACCGAGGCACCUCGGGGCAGUGGGGGAUGGGGGCCUGCAGGCCGAGUGGGGCAGCUUUGCCUGAGCAUGCCCGGGCUCGUGGCGCACGGGCAGUGGCAAGUGUGGGCAGCCCUCUCGGUGACAGGAGGUAGGGUGCUGCCGUCCUGCCCUCCCCAGAGCUCCGGAUGGCACAGGAAAGUGGGUAGCAGCUCCCUACUGGUCAGGAGACCAGAAAGCCAGGCUGGCCGUGGUUUGGCCCAGCAGUGGCUGAAAGGGGGUUCUUCUCAGGCCAGGUCAGACCACCUGGCUGCAGACUGGACCUGGGGCUGCCUGGGAGCAGCCGGGAUUCCGAGACCUCAGCCUGGAGCCUUCCGAUGCCCAGCACUCCUGCGUGUUAGGUCACUUACUGGUCUGGAAGGGACCCUCUUGACUGACGGGAGUGUGCUCGGGUGACCUGUUCACAGGGAGGUAGAGUUUCCGAAGCCCCUGUGCAUUGCAUCUUGCUGUUGGUAGGAGACGUUGGCAGAAGUUGCACCACGACCGCUGCGUCCCUCCGUGGUCAGGCCCCACGAUCCCUGCCCAGUCAUCCCUGGGGAGUUGGGUGAGGACCCUGAAGGUGGGAGGUGAGGACCCGCAAGUGGUCUCAUGCGUUGCAGCCCAGGAGCUAAGAGCUGGACGGGCUCCUCAGAGGGCGCUAGGUUUAGCAGGGAAAAUACAACAGCCGUACAGAAGCACUAGCCUUGCCCCUCCUUCUGCUUUUCUCGGAAGAUCUCAGUGCUUCUUCACCGACUUUAUUUAAAAAAAAAAAAAAAGUCCUGGGGACAACCUGGAGGGUCCAUGAAGACACUGCCUGGUCACUCACCCCUGGCACUGUGCGUGUGGGCUCCGUAUAAUGAAAAUGACCUGCUCAGUUCGUCCCAGUCUCUGCCUGAGCCGGUGUAACACGUCCUCACUUAUGAGGGUGUCAGCUCCACUGAUGUCCUGUGCUUGGCAUCAUGGAAAGCCAGCGUGGGCAGCUCAGCUCACCCGCCUCCCCCCCCCCCCCCCCCCCGGGCCCCAUGAGCACGUGGCCCCGCCGUGCUGCUGGGACACGUAUCGCCAGCCUGCCCUUCGUUUCCAGAUCAGGCCUCCUGAUUCCAGCACGUCCAGGGCUGGCUGCCCAAACCCGAUUGGCUUUUGUCUGCGUCUGUUAAAGCUGGGGUCCAAAGCGGGGGACGUGCAGCACGGAGCCCUGUCAUCGUAAUGGGCCUGAAAAAUAAUUUUCCUUCUGAGUAGAGACCCAGUUGGCAAGGGGAGGAGAGGUCUUCCUAGUGACAGGUUGGAAAGUAUGGUCAUGCCGUGAAGGGAGAGCGAGCCAGCAUCCACGUGAGACCUGGAAUGUGUGUGGCGCGUCAGUCCCACGCCGUCCAGCACGCUGUCACAUUAGACUUCAAGUGGGUGAGAGGGUCUCUCAGGGUCAUUCCCCACUUUGCAGACAGUGACACGCCUGUCACCCAGCUAGCGAUCAGCCCCAGGGGGCGCUGCAUCCAACUCUGCCAGACCUCGGUCCCGCCUCUUUCCGGGAGUCUUGCCACUCUUCUCCCUUGGUGACCUUUUGGCGCUAAGAAAACAAAUUCUCUUGUGUCCUGAGGAGACCACACUGUGGUCAUAUUAUUUUAACGUGAGUCCACAGCAAGCGAUGAUUUAUAAAUGAGCGAACUAGAAUUACAUUUGCGUUCAUUAUAGACAGUAAGGUCCAUUUGGCAAAGCCAGAGUUAUUCCGAGACACUCCUGGUUACAGUGAUGUCCGUGCUUUGAGAGGCCGGAUCUAGGAAACACGAACACGUCGAGUUCUUUGUUGAUGGCUCUAGUGGAGACAGAGCAGUGGGUGCACAGCAAGCGAGAAGCCCUGAGAUGUUAGAGCAAGAGGUAGCGCUCUGGCUGGGAGGUCCCCCAUGGGAAACGCGGACUCAGGGAGGAUGGAGUGUAAGUCGCGUGCUCCCAGAAGCGUCGCCAUCUGCCCGUUUUAAAGGACUGCUUUUCUGUAGAAGUCAGGGGCAAUGCGGGACGAGAGCCAGCCGCGGGGCACGGCAGGGACCGUACCGGGGACCUCAUGUGUGGCCAGGUGCACCCUUGGAAGGCAGACUUAGCAUAGGCCUUCGAAAGACGCUGCCCUGUGAGACGGAGCCAGCCCCGCUCUUUGCUGAUCCCUGAAAGUGGGUUGUUGUGCCAUCGGUCCUUCUAAAAGUUACGAUUCUUUCUUUGAAAUACCAUUGGAUUUUGAAGUGCUGACCAUUUAAACUAGAAGCUUGUAAAUCAAUGUCCGUACAUAUUUUUAAAUGAUAUGCAUGGUUUAAGAGGAACCUAAUUCUGGGUACGUGGUUUCCUCCAAAAGAAAACAUUAUCUAUUCCGGGGGUGGUGGGGUGGCAUCAUGGAGAGGGAAUCCUGUACAGAAAUGUAUGUUCUUUAAGUGUCUUUUCCAUACACCUGCCUCAAGGAUUGUUACUCUUUAAAUGCCAGCCAGGCAAGAGGGGGACUUUGGUGAUAAUUUGGCAGCUGGAUGGAACAUUCUAGUGAACUUAGGAGUGUGUGUGUGUGUGUGUGUGUGUGUGUGUGUGUGUGUGUGUGUGUUGGGGAACGAGAUGGGAGAAAAUACAAAGAACAAGGUUUCAAAUGAAAAAUACGUACACCUAAGAAAGAAUAGCCUUUAAUACUCCUGGUGGUGAUACUCCGUGUUCUGGAAUCUAUGAGAAGAUGAGUUUCUGGGUCUUUCAUUUCGAGUGGGGUUGUACAGUGCCCUGCGCUCUCUGAUGAUGCAGAGCCUUGUGAAGAGGGGUUCCCCCCCCAGUCACACAGACCCCUGGUGCCCCCUGGCCGGAGCCUAGAGAAACCACAGUGGAGGUCAGACUGGUACAUUUUGGCAGGUGGUUGACAGGUCUGAUGAUACACAGCUGCGGGGCAUGUGUCACCGUUGUUAGGCCGUUGUCCCGCUUUCGGUAUCAGGUCCUGACUUGAAAUAGUCAUAGCGAUGUCUCGUGAUGUAGCAGGCCAUUAGGCAUUUCUUACAUCGAAUGUAAGAAUUUAAUCAUUAGUAUGAAGUGGUCAAGUGGGCUCUCCCAGGAGUACUAGGGUUUGUUUGGAUUUUUUUCCUUUUUAAGUGCAUUUUUGGUACAUGAAUAAUGUAUACAUUUUUUUUAAAAAAAGGAAACUACAGAUGAGUGAAAAGAGAAAAAGUCACCUAUCAGACCAUCUGAUUAUAACCACUGUUAACAUUUUGAUGUAUAUCUUUUCAGACUUUUUUCUGUGCGUUUAUAUGUUUUAUUACUUUUUUCGUGAAAUACAGUUAUGUUAUACGUACUGUCUUAGCACUUGCUUUUUUCCCUUGUGGCACCGUAUUGUGACUCGAUUUCUAUAUCACUAAAGAUAUAGUUCCAUCAUUUUUAAUAUCUAUAGAGGUUGUCCCUUAGGUUACUUAGGUUUCUGAAUUUUUACUGUCACAGUUGAUGAAAUCCUUCAUUCUAACAUCUUUGUAAACUUUUCAGAAUAUUUAGGAUGAUUUUCUACAGUUGGGCUUGCCAGCUCAACAGCGUGGUGGGCAGUCCACCCAGUACUGCCCUGUGCCUCCUCCUGUCCUUCCUGGGCGUGUGGGAGACUACUUUCCAGCCCCCUUAAAGUCACGCGGGGUUCCAUGACAUUCUGGCCAGUGAAUUGUGAGCAGAAGUGACGUGCGAGACCCCCAGGCUGAGACUGUGGGAUGCUUUAGCCUCUGUCCCCUCGCCUCAGCACGGGGUGAUGUCCGGCGAUGGGGCCUCUGUCUGCCUGGCUCCUUGAGUGACUGUGGAAGAGCCCCCGCUCCCCUCAAAACACCCACCCACCUGCAUGGACGUGGGGUGUGGGUAGACGGUAAACCUUAGGUGUUGUGUGUGCCCCUGGGGUUUGAAGGUUGAUUUGUUACUGCGGCAUAACACGUCCUAUGCUAACAAAACACGGUACGCAUAUUUUUAGGACUUUUAAUAUGUAUUGCCUCAAAUUGCCUUCCAGAAAGACGAUACCAAAUCAGACUCUUACCAGCAACGUGUGAGAAUGUCCUGCUCCCCCUUCAACACUGGUGUUACCGUGGGGGCUGGUGGCUAGUUUUGAUAUGCAUUUUUUCAUUAGAGUGUGACCCUCCCUAGCAAAAAUAUUCACUGGACAAUAUACUUUUGUACUUUACCUACUCAUCCCUUCUGGCCACUUUUCUCAUUAACAUUCCAUGUUAACUAUACUAGAAUUUUUAAAAAGUAAAAAUAAGUAAACUAGGCCAAUCAAUAAGGAAUAAAAAUAAAAUGAAAAAAAAAAAAGGUUAAAUCUUUGACCCAUCUGAAAUUUUUUUACUUAAACUGGGAAAUCUGUCCUUUCUCUACAGAUAUGAAAUUCCAUUUUUACUCUGUCCCCAGUCCUCACAUAUGGUUCAGCGUGCUUCUGAACUUUCGUUGUUCACGUUCUGGCACUGGUACGACACUGUUUGAUCAUCCCAUAUUUAGAGUAAAUGCCUCCAUUAAUUAAACCUUUUCAAAAAAAAAGUCCCUUUUGUAUAUUACUAUUUCUAAAAGAAAUUUGCUAUCGUUUGUAAUGUUUUGAAGAAUCAGAAACUGGAUCAUGUGAAAAUUUAUAGGUUACUCCUACAAUUCUUCAUCGAGAAUUAACAUCUUUAUAAUAUUUAAACUCUGACCUCAGUAAAUUUAUGAAAUCGUAUGUUCCUCAGUAUAUUUCUUCUAGUGUAGGUAAUUUCUGCGCUUGUGCUUGUAAAUGAGCUCUCUUGUUCAUUAUGUUUUCCAACUGCUUAUUCAUAUAAAGCAUUAAGAAAAAUGAAAAUUAGGUCCAUUGAUUUUCUGAUCUAAAGUAUUAUAGGAGAGUUGUAUAAAGUGUACCCAUCAGGAAAAAACAUAGACUGAAAGUCCCCCAUAAUGAAAAUCCCUCUGCCCCAAGAUAGUCCGUAUUUACAGCAUGUGCCUCAUUUUUUUUCUAAAAGUCUUUUUCUCUUUUUUCUCAUUUUGACCACAUGCUACAACUCUUGAACUACUUGAGUCUUUUUUAUUUGGCUGUAGAUCUCAGACGUCUUCCUGUGUCAAUCCGUAUCAAUCUACCUCAUUUGGAACUGUGCACAGAGAGCAGCGUGUGUGUAUAUUGGUUUACUUAACGUGGCAGUUGGUGGUUUAUUUUUUAACUAGCCAAUCACUGAGUUUUCUUUUGUUCUCAUGUUUUUCUGGUUGUUAAUUCUUUUGCCUUUCUCAGGUAGAUAAUAGUUGUGGGUGGUGAUGAUAAUUUCACCUCCAUAUUUUUAUCUUAUUUCACUUCCUUAUCAUAUUGACCAGCACUCUUGAAAGAACAUUAAGUAACACAUAUUUAAUUGUGCUGGCAUUUUACAUUCAUAUAUAUAUAUACACACACACACACACACACACACAUAUAUGUACAUAUAUGUAUUUGUGUGUGUGUAUAUAUAUAUAUAAAGAUAUACAUACACACACACACAUAUACACAUAUAUAUACUUAGGAAGAAUACUUCUAGUGUUUGUCUAAAAGUACAAAUUUGAGGGGGCACGCGGGUGGCUCAGUAGGUUAAGCAUCUGACUCUUGAUUCCGGCUUAGGUCAUGAUCUCACUCUUCACGGGAUGGGGCUCUGCACUGACAGUGUGGAGCCUGCUUGGGAUUCUCUCUCUCUCCCCUCUCUGCCCCUCCCCUGCUCGUGCACACACACACUCUCUAUCUCUCAAAAUAAACUUAAAACAAUUUUUUUUAAAUGUACAAAUUUGACUCAGUGUAAGAUAUUCUUAAUUUAUAUAUUAUAAAGUUAUAUCUUCUUUUUCUAGUUUGCUGAAAGGUUUAUCAGUGAUGGAUGUUAGGAUUUUAUUAAAUUUCUUUUCUGCACAUCUGUCGAGAUGAUGAAAUGGUUUUUAUCAUGACCUAAGAUGAAUCAUUUUAAUAGACUUACUGAUGUUGAGCCCUCUGUGCAUUUCUAGAAAAACCUGGGUUAGUCAUGGUAUAUUACUCUUUUAAUGUAGAUCUCCACUCAGUGUUAACAGUGGUUAUUUAUGAUGGGUUAGUUUAUGGUAGAUUUUUGCUCUGUGUUCUUAUCUGUAUUUUCUGAUUUUUCUACAAGUCUUGUGUAUUGCUUGUAUAAUACAAAUAAGAGCUUUAAAAUAAGAAAAAUAUCCCAAACUUGGUUUGCUCAUAUCUUGGAAUUUGUCAUAUGUUAAGAUGGAUAGUUGUAUAAUUGUUUUUCUCCUUUGUCAGGUACUGGUGUUGGGUUUAUGUUAACUUCUUUUAAAAACAAACAAAAUGGCGCCUGGCUGGCUCAGUGGGUAGGACAUGUGACUUGAUCUCGGGGUUGUGAGUUUGAGCCCCACAUUGGGCAUAGAGCUUACUUUAAAACAAACAAAUAAGAACUUGGAGAGUUCUUGCUCUCUUUUUUUUAUGCCCUGGACACAGUUUAAAUAAUAUUUAGGAUUUUUUGCUCCUUGAAGUUUUUAUAACCUGUGUAAAACUGUCCCAAGUCUAGUGCCUUUUUAGGAAAUAAUUCUUUGACAUUUUUUCCAGUAUUUUCCAGGCUCAUUGGUCUCUUCAAACUUUCUUCCUAUUCUGUGAGUUUUGGGCCAUUUAACUCCUAAAUAAAGAUUGUUAAGAUUUUCCUAUUUGCCAGUGUGGAGUUGUUGUAUUCUUCUUUCUCAUUCAUGACGUUGGGUGUCUGUUCUUUCCCUUUAUUUGUAUGCAUGUUCCCAGGAUUAUUCUAUUUCAUCAGUCUUUUCAAAGAACUUAAAUCCUAAUUUACUCCACCAUUUUAUGAUUUUUUGUUACUUCCUUUAUUUUUUCACCUUCUCAAAUUGAAUGCCAUUUUAAUUUUUUCUUGUUUAAAUAAUGGACACAGGUACUAGCAGUUGUAAGGCUGUGACUUCUCUUCUGAAUAUUUCCUUAUCCAUAUCCCUCAAAUUUUUAGGCAGGGUGUUCUAAGGUAUAAAUAAUUUGUAAUUUCAGAUUUGACUUUAUUUUUUACCGGAGAGUUAUUUGAAAUUAUGUUUUUUAAUUUCCAGAUAAUUUUAUAUUUGCUGUUGUUGUUUUUAACAUUUGUUACAAAUUUCAAGUUUAACUGCUUUGCUGUCAAAGAGGGGAAGGCCUGUACAAUUUCUGCAUUUUGGAGUUUUACUGAUAUCUUCUUGGGACCCAGCAAAUUGUCAAUUUUAAUAUUCCUAGGAAAAUGGAAAAGAAGGUAUGUUCUCUGAAGGGAACAAAAUUCAGUCUGUAUGUGUUAAUUUGACCUUAUUACUUAUAAUAUCAUGGACCAUUAAUUUUUACUUACUUGAUUCAUUAAAGACUAAGGAAAAUGAGUCUCCCA
Molecule: messenger RNA, 9993 nt
Organism: Prionailurus viverrinus (fishing cat)
Lineage: Eukaryota; Metazoa; Chordata; Mammalia; Carnivora; Felidae
Gene: HOMER2
Product: homer scaffold protein 2
Exons: 9
Coding region: 158-1222 (354 amino acids)
Biological process (GO): G protein-coupled glutamate receptor signaling pathway; regulation of store-operated calcium entry
Cellular component (GO): cytoplasm; plasma membrane; postsynaptic density
Molecular function (GO): G protein-coupled glutamate receptor binding
Source: RefSeq, a predicted model, not a curated record